AAACUAAAGGAGAUAACAAUCAAUCAGUCAGCGACUCCAUGGGAAUCGUAGAGAGCGAAGCGUGACUUUCGGGGAGAGAGGAAAGGGAAGUGAUUGGAGAGAGAGAGUCGGUAAGUGAAGUGAGGGUCUGACUUCGUCGACUUGACCGUGAGAUCGACGGGCGGUUCGAUUCUUCUUAUCGCCGAGGCGUUCCGAUUUCAUCAGGUUGGUGUCGUUUUGAUCUUUGAGAUUGAUGCAAUGGGUGCCUCUGGAAAGUGGAUUAAAGCAUUCGUCAGUUUCAGGAAACAUGAUAAGUCAAGGUCUUCACAGAAGAAAGAAAAUUUGGAGGUUAAGAGCCAGCACGGGAGAAAACAUUUGGUUGAAACUGAGUCUGGCAAACUCCAAGAUGGAUUUGAAGAGAACAUUGCUUCAUCUGCUGGAUUUUCCAAUAUGCAUAGUAUGAAAGAUUCUGGGGUCUCUCCUUCAACUUCACUUGAAGUACAGGAUGCAGCUUAUCAAGAACGAAUAAGAGAAGAGUGGGCUGCAACACGCAUCCAGACAGCCUUUCGGGGAUUUUUGGCCAGAAGGGCUCUACGGGCUUUGAAGGGAUUGGUUAGACUUCAAGCCCUUGUCAGAGGGCACGCAGUGAGAAAACAAGCUGCGAUAACACUUCGGUGCAUGCAAGCUUUAGUAAGAGUCCAGGCCCGUGUACGUGCAAGACGAGUUCGUCUGGCCUUGGAAAGUCAAACAACUCACCAGAAUCUGCAGCAACAGCUAGCAAAUGAAGCCCGAGUUCGAGAAAUAGAGGGGGGUUGGUGCGAUAGCAUUGGCUCUGUUGAACAAAUCCAAGCCAAGUUGCUAAAGAGGCAGGAGGCUGCAGCUAAGCGUGAAAGGGCUAUGGCAUAUGCUCUGGCUCACCAGUGGCAGGCAGGAUCGAGGCAGCAAUCUGCACUGACUGGCUUCGAACCCGACAAAAGCAACUGGGGUUGGAACUGGUUGGAGAGAUGGAUGGCUGUUCGUCCAUGGGAGAACCGAUUUCUUGACAUUAAUCUCAGAGAUGGAGUGAAAUUACAUGAACACAAUUCGGUGGAUUCUGACAAUGUGCCUAAAGCACAAAUGAAAACUGCAAGCAAGAAACCAACCGCUUCAAAUCUACAAUCCAGUAUUUCAUCUAGUCAGAAGACCGGUCCAUCUCAAUCGGAUGGUAAUGCUUCUUCUCCUGGAAUAUCUACAAGCACACCAGUGGGAUCAAAGACUAGGUCAAAGCCUGCUAAAGAGGAUGUUGCGGUAGAAGUUGACUCAAGACCCGUUGUUGGUUCAAGAUCGCAAAGCAACCCAAAAGAAAGAUCAAGAGGGUCGGAUAAAUCUUCAAAGAAGCGGUUAUCUCUACCGAACAGCGGCAGAGGAUCUGGAGCUCAGGCUAGACCCAUCACCACGAGAGCAUCUGCUGUGAAAGCGUCAGAGACGGGUCUCCUCUAAACCGAAAGGCCCACAAAAGGAAAACCAUUGCACAGCCUGUUGGUGUGCGUGCAGCUCGCAGAAAGCAGUUCAUAUGCCCGUCCAAAGGUACUACUACUUUUAUUAUAGUGUUCUGGACUCACAGUUGCAGGUCCAGCCCCGAGGAAACCAAACCAUGGAAAGGAUAAUGAUUGUGUUGUGUGGUUCAUAGAUUCGAUUGGUUCAUCCAAGAACAUGUAUGUGGUAUGAAUGUAUUCUAUUUAUAGUAUUAAUGAUAUGUGAAUCGGUUGGUUAUA
Messenger RNA from Tarenaya hassleriana, 1733 nucleotides. Its product is annotated as protein IQ-DOMAIN 1. The coding region runs from base 238 to 1458 and encodes 406 amino acids. Lineage: Eukaryota; Viridiplantae; Streptophyta; Magnoliopsida; Brassicales; Cleomaceae. The record is from RefSeq and is a predicted model, not a curated record. Gene Ontology annotation, molecular function: protein binding. The transcript has 7 exons.